This is a messenger RNA of Vitis vinifera (wine grape), 5040 nucleotides long. Its product is annotated as vacuolar-sorting receptor 1. The coding region runs from base 2801 to 4675 and encodes 624 amino acids. Lineage: Eukaryota; Viridiplantae; Streptophyta; Magnoliopsida; Vitales; Vitaceae. The record is from RefSeq and is a predicted model, not a curated record. Gene Ontology annotation, molecular function: calcium ion binding. The transcript is spliced from 13 exons.
AGCAUGUUUGUCCUCCAGUGAAUAAAUGAAGGACCACACCAACAUUAUGACAGCAAAGCCAACGCACUUUUCUCCUAAUCUUCCUCUGGAUUCUGGAUUUCCACCAAAUCUUUGCUUCUCUCCCAGACAAGGACCCAGUUUUGCUUCAGGGUGGUUGAUAGUUGCAGAAGAGAAGAUAAAACAAGGCUCCUGAAGAAAUCCUGGGUGAAGAAGGUUGAAGAAAGUUGAUGGGUCAUCACCACCACCACCACCACGAUGAUGAUGAGCAUGGUCUCCUCUUGCUGUGCUGUUGCUGGCCAUGCUUGGUGGUGUCCUCUAUCUUUAGAGGAAUAGGGAGAUGCGUCUCCGCGGCCGGUUAUUCUCUGAUGCAGUGCUUCGGAUUUGACUGCCACCACCAUCACCAUUGUCAUUUCCACUGAUCAUUCUUCAUUGCUUUGAGACUUGAUUUGGGAGGUCGAAUUCAUGUGGGGUUUUAUUUAUCUUUCAGGGUUUCUUUUUUUUUUUUUUUUUGAAGACGAAAUCUGAUCAACAAAUAGUUGAUAUUGUUGGGUUUUGCAGUUUUUCUUAGCUUUGGAUGCUUCCGUUUCAGCAAUCUGUUACCCAAGAAAAUUUGAAUCGGUUUUACAAAAGCUUGCUUCCCAUACCUCUCAAACACUAAAUCCAGAUUUUGAAGUUCAAUUCUUCAAUUUUUAAGAAGAUUGGUUGUUAUGAGAAAUGGGAGCAACAUCUAGUAUGGGGGUAUCUGCUUCCUGGGCUAAUUCCCAAUUAUUUAUCCAUAGGACCAUAUCCUCUCAAUCUCUUCCGUUGAUUUGGAGGCUUCCUAAUUUAAAUUGAUUAGAGGCAUGACUUUUUCAGCUGUCGUGUUUGGUUUGAGAUGAAGUACCGAUGAAAGAAAGAAAGAAAAAUUAUUUUUCAUGUUUAGUUUUCUUAUGAAAACUAUAAAAUAAACAAGAAAAAAUAAUUAAAAUUAGUUAUAAAUUCUAAUAUUAAUUUUAAAUCCAUAUAUUUUUUAUUUUUUAUUUUUUUUCGAAUACAUAUAAAUUAAUAAUCUCAUUAAAAUAAUAGAAUCUUAAGGUCCCCUUUAGGUAGUGUGCUAAAUUAAUAAAGUCAGAUAAUAUUUUAUUCAAGAAUCCUUAAGGGUUAAGUAAAUAUAAAUUAAUAAUUGUAAAAAUACAUUAAAAAAAUAGCAAGCAUAAAAAAUUCAUAAUAUAAUAUUGUGUAAUUUUUUAUAAUUUUUAUUUUUUAAAUUCAAUAUUAAGGUUUGGAUAUCUCUUUUUUAAAACUCUUGAAUAAAAUACUUUUUCUAAAUUAAUAAAUAUUCAUUUAUUGAUAAAUUAAUAAUCUUAUUAUUCAAUGUUUUUUUAAUAGACUAAAAAACAUUAAAAUAUUAAAGUUUUUUUGUUUAAUUAAAAAUAAGUUAUCAAUAUCAAUAAAUAUAACAUAAUUGAACUUAUUAACAAUAAUUUCAGUUUAAUUGUAUUUAUUGAUAUUUAUUUUUAAUUAAAUAAAAAAAUUAAAUAUUUUGAUUUUUUAAUUUAAAAAAAAAACAAAUACCACCUUAGAUAAUAAUUUCUUUUAUUUUUGAUAAUAUUAUUUACCUUAUAUUUUUGUUUAAGCUACCGCAUAAAUUGUAAUCUUGGAGUCGAUAGCGGCCAAAAUGAAAAAUAAAAAAACAUGAAGCAUAUGUAUAUGAAGGUUUUGUUAAGUGACUAAUUUAAUUCAAAAAGUCCAAGAUCAAUUAUGUAUAUCAUAUCAUGUUAGACUAACAAUUUAACUUUUAGUUACGGAAAAAUAUAUGAUCCCUGGCUGCUUGAUGAUAUUUAGGCCCCUUGGAUGUCCAUGGUCAAUAAGAUUGUCGCCUCUACGUCUAAACGCAGCGUUUCGUUCUCAACUUGUAUCUUGUAUCUCACCUCGUUUUUAUCGACCUUGCCAUGUGGGUCAAAAAAUGGAAUCAACCCCCAACUGGGCCCCAAUCCAAUGGUGUCAGCUAAAUGGGCUUGUUCGGCCCAAUACCACAAACUCUUGUCGUAUUUUCCACGUGUCUUUUUGCGUGAGACACGUCUGACAAAUAAAAUAUUUGUUAAUCAAGGGUUUUAUCUGUCUGAUGGUUGUCACAAUGUUCACGUUUUUUAUUAUUCCUCUACACUCGGCUCCACGCUACUCUCUCUGAGCCACACCAAUCAAGGGGCUCAACCCUCACGACACGUAACUUAAAUGCGAAGCAAACUCAAGUGUGGCCCACCACUAAAGCCAAGCUGUGGGCCGGGGAAAAUCUGGGCCGUCGAAAGGCAUGCAAUGAGGGAAGCAAAUUAACGCGAGAAAUUGAUCAUGUCGCGAUCAAACACAAUACGGCGUGGAUUGAACCCUUUUCUUAAGCCUCCAUUGAUGGCGGUUCAGAUCUCCUAUUAGUUCAAGGAUACGGGUCGUGCAUGAGCUUCUCUUUAUGAGUGUAUAACGAUUAGGCGAAGUGAUUUUCUCGGAAUAGAAUCCUGUUUGGAAAACAGUUAGAAGUUAGAACUGAUUAGAUCACUUUGUUCUCCUUGGAAGCCUCCUUUGUUUUCCUUGGGAUUCUUUUCUUCCUUACACCCAAACCCAAUCUCUUCUGCUGAAGACCCUUAAGGGUUUGUGCUUAAUCUUUAAUUUUUGUUCCGGGUUUGUGUACAUCCUGUUUUUACAAGAGGGUUUGGUUCAAUUUCAUCGAAUUUGGGUUCAUUUAAUUAUUACUCGAUUUUUGGGGAGAGCCAAGUAAAUUGAUUUGGUUGAUCUUGAUUCUUCUCUUUGGGGGAGAAUCUGCGGGAAAAUGAGGGAAAAGUUAGGGCUUUUAGUGUGCGUAUGGUUUGUGUUAUGGGGGUCGUGCGUGGGGAGGUUUGUGGUGGAGAAGAACAGCUUGAGAGUGACUUCUCCGGAGUCAUUGAAGGACGUGUAUGAAUGUGCAAUUGGGAACUUUGGAGUUCCUCAGUAUGGAGGAACCAUGGUUGGGACUGUGGUUUAUCCCAAAGCCAAUCAAAAGGCUUGCAAGAGCUUCGAGGAUGUCGAGAUUUCCUUCAAAUCGAAGCCUGGAGGGUUACCCACCUUUCUUCUUGCCGAUCGUGGAGAUUGUUUCUUCACCUUGAAGGCAUGGAAUGCUCAGAAUGCAGGAGCAGCUGCUAUUUUAGUCGCAGAUGACAAGAUUGAACCUUUAAUCACCAUGGACACACCUGAAGAGGAGAAUGCACAUGCUGAUUAUCUUCAGAACAUAACAAUUCCCUCAGCACUUAUUAGCAAAUCUUUUGGGGACAGUAUCAAGAAUGCUCUAUCUAAGGGUGACAUGGUUAACAUAAAUCUUGAUUGGAGGGAGUCUCUUCCACAUCCGGACGAGCGGGUUGAGUAUGAAUUCUGGACAAAUAGCAAUGAUGAGUGCGGGCCGAAGUGUGAGAGCCAGAUUGAGUUUGUUAAGAACUUUAAAGGAGCUGCUCAGAUAUUUGAGCGGAAAGGGUAUACUCAGUUCACCCCACAUUAUAUAACUUGGUAUUGCCCAGACGCUUUUAUUUUGAGCAAGCAGUGCAAGUCUCAGUGCAUCAACCAUGGGAGAUACUGUGCCCCGGAUCCUGAGCAGGACUUCAGUAGAGGGUAUGAUGGGAAGGAUGUUGUGGUUCAAAAUUUGCGCCAAGCUUGCUUUUUUAAAGUGGCCAAUGAAAGUGGAAAGCCUUGGCUUUGGUGGGACUACGUUACUGAUUUUGCAAUUCGUUGUCCAAUGAAAGAUAAGAAGUAUUCUAAAGAGUGUGCAGAUCAAGUUAUCCUGUCUCUUGGUGUUGAUGUCAAGAAGAUAGACCAAUGUAUUGGAGACCCUGAGGCAGAUGUGGAUAAUCCAGUUCUUAAAGCUGAACAGGAUGCACAGAUUGGCAAAGGCUCCCGUGGGGAUGUGACUAUAUUGCCCACACUUGUAAUAAACAAUAGACAGUACAGAGGUAAGCUGGACAAAGGAGCAGUUCUCAAGGCCAUUUGUGCCGGUUUCCAAGAGACCACUGAACCAACCAUUUGUCUUAGUGACGAGGUAGAGACAAAUGAGUGUUUGGAAAAUAAUGGUGGAUGCUGGCAGGAUAAGGCUGCUAAUAUUACUGCAUGCAAGGAUACAUUUCGGGGCAGAGUGUGUGAAUGUCCUAUUGUGCAAGGCGUCAAGUUUACUGGUGAUGGUUAUACUAAUUGUGAAGCUUCAGGAGCUUUACGCUGUGAAAUCAACAAUGGAGGCUGUUGGAAGGACACCAAAGAUGGCAGCACAUACUCUGCUUGUGUUGAUGACAAUUCAAAAGGUUGCCAAUGCCCACAGGGAUUCAAGGGAGAUGGAGUCAAAACUUGUGAAGAUGUGAACGAAUGCAAGGACAAGGUUGCCUGCAAUUGUCCAGAGUGCAAAUGCAAGAAUACCUGGGGAAGUUAUGAGUGCAGCUGCAGUGGCAAUUUAUUGUACAUGCGAGAACAUGACGCCUGUAUAAGUAAACAUGUUAAAACAGAGGUUAGCUGGAGCUUUAUUUGGGUCAUCAUUCUUGGAUUGGCAGCAGCUGGAGUUGGAGGAUAUGCCCUGUACAAGUACAGAAUCCGGAGAUACAUGGAUUCUGAGAUUAGGGCAAUCAUGGCACAGUACAUGCCUUUGGAUAAUCAAGGAGAGAUUCCAAAUCAUGUUCCCCAUGGGGACAUUUAGACAAUUGGAGUGGCGGAUGGAGGUAGAUGAAAAAGAGGAGAAGAGGAGAGACAUGCCCAUGUCCUAAGAUCCUCUCCCCACAUAUUUUUCAUCAUCUGUGGAGAUGUUAAAACAGAAGCUGGUGGCUGUUGUCAUGUAGGAAUUACACUUGCAUUUUGUGUGGGAAGUCUGACUUCUUGCAUCCACAUACUACUUUUUUCACUGUUUUUUCAUGUAAGACAUUUGUUUAUCCUACUCCUUAAUGUAUAUUUGAAUCUUAAUUAGCUAGCAUACUUCCAUAAAGCUACAAAAAUUUUCCCACUUACGAUGUGUUUCCGUGGAUCUCAAUACGGAAUUUUUAAUGGAUAUUUUUUUAUUUAUCGUGA